Messenger RNA from Blepharisma stoltei, 1177 nucleotides. NCBI's taxonomy places the organism in Eukaryota, Ciliophora, Heterotrichea, Heterotrichida, Blepharismidae. The record is from the annotation of a GenBank genome assembly.
AUGUCUUUAAUAAAAUUGAUAUCUUUUUCAGGUAAUAUUGAAGAUCAACUUUCUGCUCUCCAUUAAAUUAAAGGCAAGAAGGAAUUACUAUGAAUAGCUACCAAUGUACUCAAGUAUCUGGAAGAAAUUCACGUGACUUUUUGAUUCUUCAUUAAAGGCCGAAAGAAGAAGAUCUAUUUUGAUAAAUGAGUAUAUUGAAUGAAAAGCUCUCACAGCUGAUCAUUGAAGAAGCAAAAGAAGAUGAGAAAGAACCAAAAGCUCCUGAAAUAAUAAGUUCAAAGAAAAUCAAAGAAAUAGAUAUGAUUGAAUUAGAAGCAUACAUUGGGGUGAUAAUUACGAUGGGAAUUAAUAGGAAACCAAAUUAUCAUAUGCAUUGGAAUACUCAUGGGUUAUGAGAGAGUAGUCUUAUAUCAAAGGCCUUAGGACUCAAAAGAUUUAUAAAUAUUGGAAGCAAUUUUCAUCUUUCUGAUCCUUUCUACUCAUCAAACUCACAAGAUAAACUAGAAAAAUUGAAUCCACUAAUGAGUCAAAUCGAAGCAAAAUCUCAACAAUAUUAUCAUCUAGGGCAAAGCAUAGCAAUUGACGAAUCUAUGAUUGCUUUCAAAGGAAGAAAUUCCAUGAAGCAGUAUCUUCCAAUGAAACCAACUAAAUGAGGAUUCAAAAAUUUUGUCUUACCCCCCCCCCCCCCUCCGUGAGCGAACAAAAAAAUUUUGUUCGCUCACGGAGGGGGUUAAUUUUUUUUUUUAAAAAAAAAAAUUUAUAUAUAAAUUUUAUAAAAAAUAUUUUUUUCGAAAUUUAAAAAAAUCCUAAUUUGCAAAAAUUGGGAAGCAAAUAUUAAUUUAAUUUGCAAAAUUUAUGUUUUAAAACGCAAUUUGUUUAAAAUUAAACAGAAUUAGCUCUAGAUUUCAUUAUACUAAUUAUCACUUAUAUAUCAAAAUUUUUUUCCAUUAAAAUUUUUUCUAUUAAAAAAAUUUUUGUUCACUCACGGAGGGGUGGGUUUUUGGUCAAAAAAAUGGCGAUUUUUCUAAUGGUUUUGUGUUCGCUCACGGAGGGGGGGGGGGGGGAGUUAGCAGAUUCAAGCAACGGUUAUGUUUAUAGAUUCAUUAUUUACCCAGGAAAAACGAAUCUUCUGAAUUCUCUCCUGAUAACGUUUGCUUGAGGCUUUUGCAAGGACUAG